CGUUCGGACUGUUGGCUGGUGCCUCGCGCGUUGUGUGGUGGGGGUGGGGGAAGUGGUGGUGGGGGUGCGCUGUGGCGUCCGCUGACAAGUGUGCUUGUUUUGCUAGUUGUGCCCAUACGCCGGCAGUGGCAGCAAGUUGUUUUCGUCUUCGCUAAUUGCGUCUAGCCAAUGCAGUGGUCUCGAUCGUGCGGAUGCAGUGCAAGGCGACUCCGGUCGGCGGCAGGGACGCUCACGAGCGCGGCCUCGGUGAUCCACUCACCCAGUUUGCGGCAUUGAACAGCACGGAGCGAUAGCCCUGCGCGGCGAUCGAUAGACCGAGAGAGGCCACCGUAGGAAUGAACGCGAUGGAUGGAACUUGUGCCCAUUCGCUGUCCGCGCUGCUGUGUUUGGCCGCGAUGUUGCAGUACGUGAGCCCCUUGCAACCGAACGAAAAAGUCGAGACGGGAGUACAAAACCUCAAGAGUCUGUACAUAGCGGCAGUGUUCCCCAUGAAGGGCCAUGGUGGCUGGCUCGGCGGUCAAGGAUGUCUUCCAGCGGCGCUUAUGGCAUUGGAAGACGUGAACAAGCGAUCGGACCUCUUGAUUGGUUACAAGCUCGAAAUUGACUGGAGGGACAGCCAGUGCAAUCCCGGCCUAGCAGCGACAGUCAUGUAUGACCUGCUCUACAAUGAACCACAGAAAUUGAUGCUGCUCGGAGGUUGCAGCAUUGUCUGCUCUACAGUUGCAGAAGCUGCUAAAAUGUGGAACUUGGUUGUUAUAUCGUACGGGUCUAGCUCACCUGCACUGUCCAACAGAAAACGUUUUCCGACAUUCUUCAGGACACAUCCAUCGGCUACUAUUCACAAUCCCACGCGCAUCAAGUUGUUUCAGAAGUUCUCGUGGUCAAGAAUCGCUAUCAUUCAAGAAGCUGAAGAAGUUUUUAUAUCUACAGGUGAAGACUUGGAAGCACGUUGUAAAGAAGCACACAUUGAAAUUGUUACCAGGCAAAGCUUUCUAACUGAUCCCACUGAUGCAGUCAAGAAUCUUGUGAGGCAAGAUGCACGGAUCAUUGUUGGCAUGUUUUAUGUUGCUGCAGCCAGACGAGUAUUUUGUGAGGCAUAUAAACAGAAUGUGUUUGGCAAGCAGUAUGUGUGGCUUCUAAUCGGGUGGUACGAGGAUGGUUGGUACACAGUCCAAGACAAAGGCCACAACUGCACUACAGAGCAGAUGAAAGAGGCCCUGGAAGGGCACUUCACCACUGAAGCUCUUAUGCUCAAUCAAGGAUCCCAGGAGACGAUCUCAGGAAUGAGCUCACAGCAGUUCCUGGAGCGCUAUGAACGAGCACUUGCCGAGCAAAAUGGAGGCCUGCAGGGCUACAAACCUGAAGGGCAUCAGGAGGCCCCCCUAGCCUAUGAUGCCAUCUGGGCAAUUGCAUUGGCACUCAACAAGACCAUCAACACCCUCCGUGAAUACUCUAUGAGUAUUGAGGACUUUACUUACACCAACCACAAGAUUGCUGAUGAAAUUUGGUCAGCCAUGAAUGCAACCCAGUUUCUUGGUGUCUCGGGAUUUGUUGCCUUCUCAGCAAAAGGUGACCGCAUGGCAUGGACACUCAUUGAACAAAUGAUUGAUGGAAAUUAUGUCAAGAUUGGUUAUUUUGAUACCCAGACCGAUAAUUUGACAAUACUAAACCAAGAAAAGUGGACAGAUGGGAAGCCACCUCAAGACCGUACAAUCAUAGUUCGCGUGCACCGCAAAGUGUCACUGAGCCUCUUUGCUGGAAUGUGUGCAGUGGCCUUCAUCGGUGUUGUCUGGGCUGUUGGCCUGCUUAUAUUCAAUUGGAUAUUCAGGCAUUCAAGGUACAUACAGCUUUCCCAUCCCAUGUGCAAUAACAUCAUGCUCAUCGGCAUCAUCCUGUGCCUGGUGUGUGUCUGUCUGCUUGGCCUGGACGGGCAGUUUGUCAGCGAGUUCAGAUAUGCACACAUCUGCCAGGCUCGCUCGUGGUUCCUGGCCAUUGGGUUCACGCUGUCGUUUGGUGCUAUGUUCUCAAAGAUAUGGAGAGUGCACCGUCUUACGACAAAGUCCAAGUCCGAAAGCAAGGGCCUGUCUUUCCAGCGCGUGGAGAGCUGGAAGCUGUAUGGGAUGGUGGGCGGCCUCGUGUUGGUGGAUGCAGUGAUCCUGUCUGCCUGGCAGCUGGUGGACCCCAUGCAGCGCCACCUCGAAGUCUUUCCUCUCGAACCACCUGCCCUCUCUGAUGAGGAUGUUCGCAUUGAGCCUGCCCUCGAGCACUGCGAGUCACGCAAUCAUGCCAUCUGGCUCGGCGUGAUGUACAGCUAUAAGGGCUUGUUGCUCAUAUUUGGCAUCUUCCUUGCAUAUGAGACACGGAGUGUCAAGAUCAAGCAGCUCAACGACUCACGCCUCGUUGGCAUGAGCAUAUACAACGUUGUGGUGCUGUGUCUGAUCACGGCGCCAGUCACGCUGGUGAUUGGCAGCCAGCAGGAUGCCACCUUUGCAUUUGUCGCCCUAGCCAUCAUCUUCUGCAGUUUUCUCUCCAUGGCACUCAUCUUCGUACCCAAGAUUAUAGAGCUGGUGCGGCGGCCCCGCGAGCGUGCGGACGUGCGGAGCCUUAUGGACACCAUCACGAGCAAGGAGGAGGAAGAGAGGCACCAGCGGCUGCUUGCAGAGAAUGAGGACCUCAAGAAGCAGAUUGCUGAGAAGGAAGAGCAGAUACAAGUACUGAACCAGAAGCUGCAGGAGCGGCAGCGGCUGGCCCACCAGACUGCAUUGCCUGCUAGUGGCGAGAGGGUGCGUAUUGCACUGCCACCCACCUAUGCGGAUGGCCUGCUGGCCCCCAAGGAGCCCGUGGCCAUUGACCCCGUCUCUGAUUCUGGCUUUGUCACGGGCACCUCCCUGGUUGGCCGUGGCUCACGUCUCUCCCGUUCAGACUUUGAAUUCUCGGAGUCAUACCUUUAAUCCGUGACGUACCAUCAGGCUGCACAACACCCUGUGUGGCUGUUGGAGUUUGCCAUUUGAGUAUGAGGCCCUGAAUGGCUAAUGUACAAACUUUCAUAAGAGAUUUCUUUGCAUAGGGGUUACCUAGGAGAGGAUGAGCAGCAAAUGGUGGCUUAGUUCUGUAACUGUCAACCCUCAUGUUCCCUUUGUCUUGUGCUGCAGUUCAGAAAGAGGGUUGUUUUCAGGGUAGUCUUGCCCCCAUCUGUGAGAUUAGCGCUGGUGUGCUUUGGUGGCUUGUUUCUGCUCGGCAUAUUCUCCUGGCAUCCUAUUAAGUAAGGAGGCUUGAAGAAUAGAUCCUGCAGGCUACAGCUCUGGAGGCACUUGCCUUGUAUUUUUAAGAAAUGACAAAAACAGUGAAACAGGAGACAACAGCAGGAAACUAAAGUAUUGAUUUCAUUUUAUUUAAAGAAAAAGAAACAUUUUCCUGAAGGAUCUGCACAGAUCUGUAUCCUACGGAGUAACCUGACUGCUCUGUAUGCAUUUCUUUUUACUUCGGACUAAGUUGUGCCUUUUUGGCCAAGGUUUCAAAUACUCACUGCCACCAGUGGCCUUGGUUCCCACUGGUGAUGAGUUGCUUUUUUUUUUUUUUUUAUUUACACAUUCAAAAAUAUUGUACCCUAGCAUUUCAUUGCACAAUGAACACUGCAAUUCCUCUUCACUCUCCUUCAUACCAACAAGUUUUGUUUUCCUAUUGUUCUCCUAAGUCCACAUUUCACCAUUCAAGGUGGCAAGCAUUUUGGUUCUCGCAGCGUUGUCAUAGCAUGAAAAUAUUUAUCAUCCAGCUGCCUGCUCAUAAUUUUAGUCAUUUUUGACAUGGUUUUUGCAGUGGUCCUUUCUCUUUCAACUUUUUCAUAUAUAUAUAUAAUCAGUCAAAAGAUUUUAUUUUUAGCUCAUUUACAAUGUUCAUUUUCUGUGUGCUUUUCUUGGCAUCAGUGGUUGUUGCUUUUCCUCUUGUAGAAGCCUUACAAGCUAGCUUGCUUCUUAGAGAAGCUUUUGCAUACAGGCAGUGAUGAUUCUUUAAUGCUUACUGUUAUCCAUGUAUAAUAAUGUUUUCCUUGUACUAAAAAAAAAGCAAAUAAUAGGGAGCAAAUUUUAUAAGGCUGCAUGAUACCGCAGCUAGUGAUGUUUUAUUCACCUCACCACAAAAGCAAGGAUGAGAGUCAAGUGUUUAUGAGGUUUGCUUAUUAUGUUACUACCAUAAAAUCCCAAGCAAGCGCUCGAACAGCCAGGCAAACAUCUCCAGCUUCAUUAAAAUGUUUAUCUCUCUCUCUCUCCCCCUCCCCCUUACAGAGAAGGAUAAUCUGACAAGAUAUGGAGGGGGGCGCUUGCUCGGUCUCAGAUUAAAAUUCAAGGUGGUAGAAGAGCCGCACAUGCUUCCAGUGAAAUGCUUUAUUGAAUACGCAUGCAUUCACUGUCAUUAUUCAUCCUUGUCGGGCGAAUAAAAACAGUGAACGAAACAGCGAAAAUGGCAGGAAGGCAGGGGGGCCGCUUGUUCGGUUGUGGGCGCAUAUUUCACAUCUCCCGGAAAAGGGAAGGGGGCGCUUGCUCGGGAUUUUACGGUAAGUUAAACGUGCAGAAGAAGAAAACAUUCAGGGAUGUAAUUGCCUAACAAAAACAAUUACUGUGCCACUUCAUAGCAUUAUUUUGUGUUGUUUCUUUCUUUUUUUCUUUUUAGGUAUUCUUACUCUAUUUACUAACUCUAUAGUACUAGUCAGUGCAUAAUUGUAGUUCAGUCUGACUGAACAUUCUGAACAGUCCAGCUGCAACAGAAUGUGGUCAUAUUCCUAAACCUAGAAGCAUAAGUGACAAAAGCUAGCCUAUAUCUUCAAAGCAAGUCUCAAAAGCUGCAGAAUACAAAGGAAAGACCCUUUGCGGUGAUCUUGCGCUACACACGCACUCAUGCUGGUGUUUCGUAUCUGACAUCGAACGCAGCUGCUUCUACCACCUAUUCCUCACAAGCUGUGUCCUUAUUAGCAUGCUGACUGCAUGGUGGUGUUGGCAAACCAGCCUACAGCAAUUUUCAGAUUUUAGCCUUAAAUUUUAGUCCUGUCUUUCUACGCUGCUCAGAAAUUCGCUGUUUACUUGCUAAACGCACAAAAACAGGGGCACGAAUGCCAGAACUUGAGUAAUGGCUACGAAGUGAACUCCAUGCAUUAUGCAUAACGAGCAAAUGGGAGAGUAAUUGCAAAAAGAGCAUUUAUUUAGUUCUGCAUGAUUGAAAGUAAUGAUUUCAAGCUUGCUCAGUUUAAUCCAAUCUGCAAUUUUCUUUGUCUCUGUUGUGCAAGUCGGUGUGCCAUCACAAAUGAAGACAUCGUGUUCAUUUGUGAUGUGUUCCUUUUCAAAACAGUCUCCUAAAUUGUAAUGGACACCCUUAUGCAUUCAAAGUGAAAGCAAUGUGAAUGCAUACUUUGACAUAUGAAGUAAAGAAGCAGCAAUUACACAGCUAAAAUAUUCAACGUGCGUACUGCUUUUAGAAUGUUGACAUCUCCUAGGCAGAACAAACAUGACCGCUUUUAUUUGUUGUGAGUCGCCCGUUUUUGUUUUUGUUGUUUAAUGCAUGUUCCAGCCUUUCAAACUUUCUGUUGUAGAGCACAUUGUCCUGUUUAUUUUAGCAUUCUUUCUUGGUGUUGCUUUGUGGUACUGUUACAUAGUAUGUUGUUUGUUGUGUUUGAGAACAUAUUUCAAUUUUAAGCUGCUUUAUAUCUUCAGGAGUUUAUGCACUCAAGCGUAGCACUGACUUUUUCUUCUCCCCAGAACCGAUUCUAAAGCUUCAAUGAAAGUGUGCCAUUGUAUCCACUAUAAACAGAACACUAGGUGAGUCUGAGAACUGUGAUAUGGUACACACUUGCACUACAUGAAGUAUGUGCAAUAAACACUGCAUCAGUGUAAGAUUUCAUACUUGCCAGUCACCUUCAGGUAGUGUGCACCUCUAAGUGCUUUUGUGCCCCAAAAUAAUCAAGAUCCUGCAUUCCCGAAUGUUGAGGAGUCACAUUUUUUUGUAAUCUCAUUGAAUUUCAAUUUUCAUCAUGUCUGUUGUACAAAAUCAUUACGCACCUUGGGGCUGGCUUCCCUGCUUGAGCAAAUAUAUUUUAUUAUGUGUUCCGGCAUUUUCUAUCUAGUCCAGUGGGGAGAAUGUGCCAGCUCACAUUUGUUACAGCAGGCUGCGCUCAAUACGAGUGUUUUGACAGCAGCCUGAGCAAUGGUUAGUCAUUUGCAUCCCCAUAUUUUUUUAAUUGACCUUUCAAAAUACAAUUAAACCUGGAUAUAACGAAAUUGACCGAUUCCCCCCAAAAAUUGUUACAAACAGGUUUUUGUUAUAUGCAGUUUCAGCACGAAAAUUCGGAAAAGGAACACACAAAUUAAAAAUUGGGAACUAUAGUAAUAUAAUAAUUUAUGGGAUUUAAUGUCCCGAAACCACGAUAUGAUUAUGAGAGACGCCGUAAUGGAGGGCUCCGGAAAUUUCGACCACCUGGGGUUCUUUAACGUGCACCUAAACCUAAGUACACGGGCAGAGCUCAGCCAGAACAUUUAUUUAGCAGCAAGAAAUUGCAUUAUUUUGCUCUAUUGCUUGUUCGUGAGGGAUGGCAAUACUGCGCAUUCGUAAGACGUCAAUACAACGCUGCUCUGUCAUCGUCUAGCCGUGGCCUUCGAGAUUGGCUCCAGCAACGCGACGGCGGGUUGCCAGAGGUAAUUGCGGAGGCCGCGGUCUAGCGAACACGCGUCGUGGCGCAAGACGGCAAAGCGCGUGAUGAGUCGACCUCCAAAGAUUCGUCGUUGUCUCAGACAGUUUCCACGAGCGCCUAAUCUGACAUCUCCUCGGCAGUGAUGGCGCAGUCCUCCGGGGAAAAAAAAAAAAAAAAGUCAAUUAAAUCACAAAGCCACACGUCGUAGCUGCUCCAUGCUCGUGUAGUGAAACUAUGCACGUACGCACGGCGUCUAAAAGAAGAGCAAACGACACUGAUACCACGGAAUAUUCAGAAAAGCACUCUCCAUAUGCGGCGUGAACUCGAACCGUAAUGACACGCAGCAAGGAUUUUUUUUUUCUUUUUAGUGGCGUCACCUGGUGUCACGUUAAUGAAGUGCAGUUCAGGGGCUACUGCAACUACCGAAGAGUGAUGCUGCCAACGCAAAAGGCAAUUAAAAAUUUUUGUUUUUUAAGAAAAGCGGCGCGGUUAGCGUGGUGGCACCCACGAGCGGCUGGAUGAGGUUUGAAGGGAGGAAGGGAAGCGCAUGCCUGCACAUGUGCUCGCGGCAGCAAGAACACCGGCUUGAGGGGCACAGGUCUACCUGCCCGCCUCGCGCACACCCACAAGCACAAACGAGUACUCGCUCUCGCCUCGCAGUCGCUGGGGCUUCGAGCACACCUUGCGCGACGCCGCCGCUUCGCAAUCUGUUGUCGGCGGGGCACCCGCAGAAGAUGCACGCGGCUCUUGCUUGUGCCAAAAUGACAUAAUUCAGAGUAACACCCCUAGGUUGUCGACGGCGAAAAUUCGUUAUAUCAAGGGUUCCUCCCGCUGCCACUCUGUUAGAUAGAGGUCGCAAAUACUACAUGUGUUUCUAUGGAGAAACGGUGGGGAAUAGAAAAACUUCCCAAUAUCGAGGAAUUCGUUGUAUGAAGGUUUGUUAUAGGCAGGUUUAACUGUAUAUUAUUCUUUCUGCCUGCAAUUUCUCAUGUUUUUAUUGCUUGCCUGCUUGUUUGUUUGUUUUCCAUUGUUUCUGCACUUUCAUUUGAUGUUUUAGUGAAAAUUAUGUUAUGGGAGUGCACAUUGUACCAACACCUCAAUUAUGUGGACUAGUCAUCUAUAUGCUUUUCAAGAGGCUAAUUCAGUACUACUAGACUUGCUUAAAAGAUGGGCUAGAAUGUGAUAACUUUGUUAAUUUAUUCAUCCUUGUUGAUGACUAAAAUUGGACAUUUUCAGCACACAGAAAAUAAUAGCAUUGCAGAGUCCAGAACUGAAGUGUAUUGUAGGCUGUUUAUCAAUCACCAAAAAGUUGUGGCACGAUAUAGCGGUCUUAACAGAUAUGGCAGCAAUGUGUUGAGUCAACAAUGUCAGCUUUGGAGUCGCUACCUAUUUGUGUGCAUGUUCACAUACAGCUUACGCUCAGACAGAAAUGAAAUCAUGUGCAUGAUUUCAUUUUCUCACAGACAUGCAUAUGCUCAUGUAAACAUAAAACACAUGCAUUAUACAAGGCGAGUUAUGAAGAGCCUGUUUCCUUUCUAACAUAAUGCUGAAGUCCUUUGCCUUUUACUUAAUCCCACAUAUCUGGUCAGAGCUUAGCUCGCAGUUGGCUUCCUCACCUCUUGUCAUUUCUUUUCACCUCUGUAUUUUUUUUCACCCACUGUGGCUGAAGUCCAGUGCAUCUGGCCAAUGGGCUAUGUCAUGUUGCUUUUAUUGAAGCACCACAAGAGGGGUAUGAACAACAUAUUUAUUUUUAUAAUGUGUUUCACAGCGUAUUUAUUUACCUAUGGAACAUCAAAAGGUCAGUCCCUGGGUUAUGUUCACAGAUGAACAACAUAUUUAUUUUUAUAAUGUGUUUCACAGCCUAUUUAUUUACUUAUGGAACAUCAAAAGGUCAGUCCCUGUGUUAUGUUCACAGUUGCUUUACGUAUGCAUAUAUACUAUAUACAAGUAAAACUUUAUUUUGUGCAUUUCAAUGACACUUACAUUUUAGCAAUAUAAAGUCACGCAGUUUGUGGAUGUUAAUAUAAAUGCCUUGCACUGUUGCAAAUUUAUACCACUCGGUGCAGAAUGCCUAGUUGGUAUUAGUGGAGUUGAUGUUGCGCAAGAUAAAGCGAUGAAAAUUUCACGUUGACGGAGCAUGCGACUGCUUUUAGUACUAUCGAAUUGUUAUGUGAGCAGUCAUAUUGUUUAUCAAGGUGGCCUGUGAAAAGGUGUUUGGCUGCCACUUGCACUAUCUUUACACUGGUGAUAUGUCCAGCCAUGGUAAACGUUUUAUGAAUCUACUGCUUCAUGUGCACUCGCAGCCUAGGCCACCACAUAAACGAAAGCAGUGUUAAAGAGGGAAAAAGUAUACAGACCAUGUUUUAUCACAAAUAUAGCUGUAGGAUGGUUAAAAAAUAUCUUCCUUGAAAUUGUCAGUCACUCCCUGUGGCAUCUGACCACAGCUAGUCAAACGAAAGCUUAUCUCUAAUCCUCCCUGUUCAAGCACACUCGAAACAAAUGUUUGCAUUAAGCAACUUCUCAACUGGUUUAAAUGAAAUUCUGCAUUGAAAAUAGAAAAGGAAAUACUGUAACUUUAGUGAGGAAUAAGAGAGUAUUGGUCUUAUUUAGGAUUUUCUUUUUUCUCUGGCUAAAGUGAUUUUAAAAAUUAGUACAUUUCCUACAAAUUUUGCUUGUAAGUUGCUGUAUGUUUUUGUAUAGAAGAAAAAGAGACAUGAACUCUUGGGUUUCACAGGUGGUGUGAUCCACCUCUGUUUGGGCAUGAAAGAGAUUCGGAAAGCGAAACUUCGACAUUCUUAUGAAAUUUUCUCUCUUUAUAUACACAUUUUUCCGCUGAAAAAAUACCAGAAGAGAAAUGUACUCCUCUCACAUAAUUUAAGGUAUCUUUAUACUUCGAGCCACUUCACAAGUGGGUCCCACUUCAGGGCACCUUAAUGGUGCACUUGGUAAAAGGGUCCUUUGCAGGGUCCCUUCAGAAAGUGUUAUGCACUGGAGGUCUUAAAGCACCAUCCAAGGAGUGUGCUGCUGCAUAGAUUUUUAAAAAGGGCUUAGUGGUAGUGGCAAUAGAAGAAAAUGAAAUGUUGAGAAGCACUGUUGUGAGGAGGAAAGCUACUAUGCCGAUGGCAGUCCUUUUCACAUUUCCUCGAUUAGCACCUGCAAGUGAUAUCCUUUCCCUGCCUUUGCUCGUGCAAGAGUCAAGAGCAUGUGCAGGCUCUCCUUUGUAUACUUGGCUGUUUUUACAGCAUGCAGAGGUGUAAUAAUUUGCAGACACAAUCUUUAACACAUGAUUUAAGGCAGUGUGUGCAAGAACAUUUGUGCUUGCAAAAAACAAGAAAAAAAAACAAAAACCUGUCACCUUGGUGCUUAGAAAGGAACAGCAAAUCUCGCUCCAUCUAUUUGCACAUUAGUGAACUCUACAUAUUUGUUGGUUUACUAUACUAAAAAGUCAGAUUUUUUUAAAAUUGUUGUGGACACUGCCAAACAAUGUACAUGACUUUUGCUGUUUGCACGUUCAUGCUGCAGUGACAAGCACAUGAGCAUCUUAGAAUUUGAGGUUGAAAGUUGCACCAAAUACAAGUUCUGGUCUUUUUCUAUUUGUUGUUUUGAUGAUAGUAGGAUAAUGGUGAAGGUGUUAUUUAAAGCAUCUCCUUUAUAGUGUUGUGAAUAAGCUUCUGUGUACUGCUGCUUGUUUCCUUUCACUGCAUGGGCAUUACUCUGCUUUCAAGUUUACUGUAUCCUUCCAUGCUUUCUUUCUUCAUCGCCAGAAUCUUUUACGAAGAUGCAUAUUUUGAUAAUUUAAUAUCUUCUGUAUGCUGCACCUUCUGUGCACACCGUUUCGGUGGAGAAUUUUAAUUGUGUGUCUUUUUAUUUUGACACUAGAUGCCAUGAACUCGGUUUUGGGGUGUUCUUUUCCUCAAGGAAAUGCACGGUGCAUCUAUUCAUUAAUUGAACAAACCCUGGGGCAAGACUUGUGCAGAGUUGGCAAAAGUGGCUAGUCCUGUAGCAGUGUUUAUGAUCUAGUCAUGAAAAAAAAAUAUUUUUUUUGUUGGAGACCUUUCAGCCACAGUGAGCUAAGAGUACAAUAACCCCCUUUUACCAUGCACUAUGACCUCAUGGCUGCGCAUUAAGUAUAUGUGAUGCCACACUGUGCGAACAAAUGUGCAAUUUUAUUCCUAUUGUAUGUAUGCCACCUGUUUCCAGAGAGCUGCUUCAUCAAGUUUCCAGAAAAGAAAAAGACGGCUUUUGUACUUGUUAGGCAUACAAUCCCAACUGUGAUGGAUCAUGUACUCCACUAGGACUAGGACACCCUCGUGCAAUGCGCAUCUCCAUGCCAUGUAGUGGAAGAGCUCUUAUGGAAAGUGGGACUACUAGAUAGCAAAUAAGUGAUGCAAGCUGUUUAUUUUUCUCUUUUCUUUCUUUUAUUCUUUGAAGACACAAAUGCAGGGCACGAAAGCGUGGUUAUGUUGCAGUAGAUAUGCACUUAUAUCAAAAAAUCAUCCACCGGAGUCACAUCUAGUGGUUCUCAUUCACUAGCAGUUGCAGUAGUGCUGUGGCACUCAUGUAGUCAGUGGAAAAUGAAAUUUAUUGCAGCGCUUAUUUUGUGGUUUGUUGAGUUUUGAAAAGAAGCUUGCAGGCCAGUAUGCCCUGCUUGAGCAUUACGUGUAGGCUGUGAGAACACUUGUGGUAGAGUCCACUGUUUCUUGUUAGCAAUGCCGGUCAUUAGUGUGGAACUUGUCCACCCAACUUGUAGAUAACUGUUUAUAAUGCGCGUGUACAGGUUGUUUAAAGAGGCCCUCAUUGCUGUAGAUAUGUAGGCUCUCCUAUCUACACCUACUCGGAAGCGUCUGCCUACGGCAUUGCCUCCUAUGUGUUGUUGUAUGCUUUGCAAAGUGAGGCAACAGCUUUAGGUCUGUCAGAACUUGAUUUUAAUGUGAGGUUAGACUUAAUUUAAAAUAAUGGUCUAGGUUCAGUGAGGCAUGAGCACAGUUAAACUAUAUGUUUAACAAUAUGUGGCAAUGUAUUGUGUUAGUAUAGUAUCAACGAAAACACAUGCAGAUCUUCCUCUAGCCUCUGUGAAUGUGCCCUGGGCGAGAAAGCCACUUCAGCAUGCUUUGGUUGUUGAGCUCUACAACUCCGUGUCGUUGAAGAGCUGACAUUUCAUUCUUGUAGUCAGUCUGUUGUGUUCUGCAUAAUCUGUUCAAAGUGUACGGAUCACUGUUUUAAAAUAAAAGCUGUUACACAGAAACUUGUUCACAGCUCUGCUUAUUCUAUCCUUCUCACUGAUGGUAGUGCCCACUAGGGAGGCUUGAAAGUUAGCAGAUUAGGCAGAUGUAGCAUACAUUUUAGGUCACUUUAUUGUGUGUAACUGCUAUGGUCAUGAUAUAAGAGUAUUAUGCAAGACUAUAUUAUGGCUUCCAGGAACAAACCGUUCUCAUGCUGUGCUGCAAGAUUUGUCAGCUAUGCUGCAAGUUAUCAGUAGACAGAUAUGCAGGACUGCUGCUAAAUUUUGCUAAACAUCACUUUUAAGCAUUUGUUAAUCUGGAAUGAAAGUAUUAUGCGCCUUAACGAUAUGCAAAUGUGCAAUAUUGCCAGAUGGCAGAGCAAAAUUGCCCCGACUUAUCAUUGAUGCCUAGUGGUGUGAUGCCAGCAUGCAUCACCAUCAAUUCAUGUUAUGUGCAUUAGACAGUUUAAGAUGACCUAUCAUUGAUACUAGACAACAAACAGAUUGUUGAACACAUGAUGUGGAAUGAUGCUAGAGAACCAACAAAAUUGUUUACUAAACAUCUUGGCUGUUGCUGCUCGAUUUAGUUUCUGUCCACACACAGCUGUGUUUUGUAAAGCAAGUUUCUUGUACAAGUUCCCAACAACGGUUGUGCAUGUUUUGUGCUGCAUAAACCACUUGGGCAUCUUUUUGUACACUGCACCAGUAACUAGAUUCUGUCUGGAAAAUAUUGCAUCCCUGUCCAGUCCAGCUGUAUGACUGUGUCUUAAGUGUAAAUCAUUUGUGUUUGUUCCGUAAUGUUUUGUAAAGUUUGUGUACUGCCAAAUAUUAGAUGCCAAUAAAUUGCAUUACCAUU
Messenger RNA from Rhipicephalus sanguineus (brown dog tick), 12750 nucleotides. RefSeq names its product gamma-aminobutyric acid type B receptor subunit 1. The transcript has 17 exons. NCBI's taxonomy places the organism in Eukaryota, Metazoa, Arthropoda, Arachnida, Ixodida, Ixodidae. The record is from RefSeq and is a predicted model, not a curated record. Gene Ontology annotation, molecular function: G protein-coupled GABA receptor activity. Bases 336 to 2951 code for a protein of 871 amino acids. Gene Ontology annotation, cellular component: G protein-coupled receptor heterodimeric complex; membrane. Gene Ontology annotation, biological process: G protein-coupled receptor signaling pathway; gamma-aminobutyric acid signaling pathway.